Exophiala spinifera is the source of this 1860-nucleotide messenger RNA. RefSeq lists its product as uncharacterized. Gene Ontology annotation, cellular component: nucleus. The record is from RefSeq and is a predicted model, not a curated record. The coding region runs from base 1 to 1860 and encodes 619 amino acids. The transcript is spliced from 4 exons. Gene Ontology annotation, biological process: positive regulation of transcription by RNA polymerase II. Lineage: Eukaryota; Fungi; Ascomycota; Eurotiomycetes; Chaetothyriales; Herpotrichiellaceae. Gene Ontology annotation, molecular function: sequence-specific DNA binding; DNA-binding transcription factor activity.
AUGAAUCAAACUCAACCUUAUAUGGAUAUGCAUCCAGGUUCUCACAUAUCUUCCGGGCCGUCCUACUCGCAUUCCGCGACAGCUCCUAUGGGCCACUAUCAACCCUACCAGCAGCCGCCGAUACUGCCUCCUACUUCUACCCAUUAUACACACCCCCAAGCGUACAGCGGCUAUGGUUAUGCAAAUGGCGUCACUUCUCCCCAAUCUGCCUCUGGUCCUGUUGGUCAACCUGUCCAAAGUCAGAUUCCGUCUCUUCCGACACCGGGGCCAGCGCAUUCCUAUGUGCCUCAGACGUCAUCUUUACCUGCUCCGAACCAAGGUUAUUCUGCUCAGCAACAGCAGCCAUAUGACACGACUGGCCAGGUUGCCCCGCCCGGCAUGAAGCCACGAGUCACGGCUACACUGUGGGAAGAUGAAGGGAGUCUGUGUUUUCAGGUUGAGGCUAAAGGAGUUUGUGUGGCUCGUCGAGAGGUAGAUAACCACUUCAUCAAUGGUACAAAACUUUUGAAUGUUGCCGGCAUGACCCGUGGUCGCCGGGAUGGUAUUUUGAAAUCCGAGAAAACUCGCCACGUGGUGAAAAUCGGGCCUAUGCACUUGAAGGGCGUCUGGAUCCCGUUCGAACGUGCUCUGGAUUUCGCGAACAAAGAAAAGAUUACCGAUCUUUUGUAUCCGCUGUUUGUACACAACAUUGGAGGCUUGCUGUACAAUCCUGAAAACACUCCCCGUACAAACGCAUUGACCCAGGGAACGACGGACCGACGUCGUAUUGAUAGCCUCGACUCGACACGCCCUCCGCCAUCUGUACAGACCCCAUCUCUUCAGCACCACAACACUAUGCCGGCUGGUGGUCAAGCGCCACCUACCCCUCAGUCUGUUAUUCCGCACCCUAACGCGGCCCGCCCUGGCAUUGAUCGAGCUCAUACUUUCCCAACUCCUCCAACCAGCGCAUCGAGUGUCAUGGGUAUGGGCAAUCAAGGGAGUUCAUAUGAUUGGGGUAACCAGCAAAUGCCCAAUGGCACAAGUGGCGCGCAAGCAUUGUCCAUCGAUACUGGUAUGAAUGCUCGGUCGAUGCCAACCACGCCUGCCACUACACCACCCGGUACUGGGGGCCAGGGAAUGCCACCGUAUCAGGGCCAGUCGGGUUAUGAGUCCAAGCACUAUUACAGUACUACUCCGAGUUCCCAAACCGGAUAUGCGCAACAGCCAGAUGGUACUCGGUAUGGACAAGGCAUGCAAUCUGGCCCGUAUGGCAAGGGUGACAUGGGCCCUCCCUUAGGGCCUGGGAAUCCCAGCGGCGGCAGCGACGUGCGUGAUAACAAGCCCGAUUCUUUUGCCCCACCUGGCCAUGGCUCUCAACAUGAAAGCGAUCAUCCGGACAGCGGCUACAUGAGUGCGAAUCCCUCCGCAUAUAGUUCGAACCGGGGCCAGUAUGCCUACGGUGCUGGUGACCAUCCCCAUUUGUCUCCAGAGCAGAUAUCAGGUUCGCCACCGCAUCAGACAGGCUCUGGUCAUGCCACCCCUCGAACAAUGCCAGCCGGUCAACCGCAAUGGCCUGCAGAGUAUCAUACUCCACCUCGCGCUCCGAAUACGAGCAGUGUCUAUAAUGUCAUGGGCCAUGAUCGAACACCACAGACGGGACCGACUGAUUCUUACGGAAACCCCGCUUAUUCAAGUGGACAUCCUGGCGGAUUGACUUCUGUCAAGCGCGGGAGAGAGGACGAUGAGCAAGAUCGACCUGGAAGUCGUCAGUUUGAUAACUAUGAUGCCAAACGACGCAAAAUGGGCCCCCAGGAGACGUUCGGAAUGCCCCUUCAACCGCCUCCACACAUGCAAGCCAUCAAAACUGGUGGCCAGCGAUGA